Messenger RNA from Sphaeramia orbicularis (orbiculate cardinalfish), 9484 nucleotides. It is a transcript of the gene pik3c2b, whose product is annotated as phosphatidylinositol-4-phosphate 3-kinase, catalytic subunit type 2 beta. The transcript has 33 exons. Gene Ontology annotation, cellular component: phosphatidylinositol 3-kinase complex; plasma membrane; cytoplasm. Bases 319 to 5088 code for a protein of 1589 amino acids. The record is from RefSeq and is a predicted model, not a curated record. Gene Ontology annotation, molecular function: 1-phosphatidylinositol-4-phosphate 3-kinase activity; 1-phosphatidylinositol-3-kinase activity; phosphatidylinositol binding. Gene Ontology annotation, biological process: phosphatidylinositol-mediated signaling; phosphatidylinositol 3-kinase/protein kinase B signal transduction; phosphatidylinositol-3-phosphate biosynthetic process. Lineage: Eukaryota; Metazoa; Chordata; Actinopteri; Kurtiformes; Apogonidae.
GUUUGUUGACGCCGCAGGUUCCGGACGCAGAGCAGGACCAGUUUCAGGGACCGGCCUCAGUUCGGAGCCUCCAGCCACUUUGUCUCGACCAGGACCCGGAGGAGGAUCCGGACCCGGGUCAGCCUCCUGCGGGUGCACAUUCAGAUCCGUUCCGGUCCGUUCCGUGCUGAUCCGUGCCGGGCUCGCGGCUCAGGGAUCGAUGUGAUUUUUGGAAAGUACAGCGCGUUCAGAUGGAACCCGGAUCCCGCUCCCGGAGACCCUGAGCCGAGACCCAGAUCUCGUCCCUGUCCUCACGUCCGUCCAUCCUGUGGAGGCGUCAUGUCGGCAGCUCAGACCCAGAAGGAGGGCUCGGAGGGGGGCUGGGGCUGCCUGGAGGCUCUGGGUCUCAGUCAGAAGGAGCUGGUCCUGGCGGAGGCUCUGCAGAUGGAGUACGACGCCCUGUCCAGACUCAGACAGGACAAGACCACCGCCAGCAGCCAGACCGGACCCAGACCCACCAGCCAGAACCGUUCCAAGACCCCCGUGGCCUCUAUUGAACGGCCCCGCCCCACCCCCAGCCAGCCUGUCCCCGCUCCCCUCGCAGGAGGAGCCCUUCUGAGGGGCCUUUCAGGGUCCGACCCCUCCCUGAACCAACCUGGAGGCUCCAGAGCGCCCCCUCCUCCGGUUAAAGAGCCCCUCUACAUCCUGGACAGUCCUGAACUCACCAAGAUCCACGACUCACCGGGGUCAGGGUCUGGGUUUCAACCCAAAGGUUUCUUGCCUCUUCCAGAUGACAUUCCCCCAGCUAUCCCCCCCAGGAACCCCCUCCCCCCUCCCUCAAGCUCAGAGAAUCCAUUCCUGCCCCCAAGAGGGUCCACCAUGCCCCGGGAUGUGAACCUGUUCACCCCGGAUGUGGAUCAGCCCAAAGUGACGUCGACAGAACUCAACUACGACAACAUCAACGAGUCUCUGAGCCGCCUGAACGAGAGCCGCCAGGGGCCGCGGGGCCGCAGGGCCAAUGGAGACCAAUCAGGGAAGCCCGUCGCUCGCAGUAAGACCCUCCCCCCUCAGGUGCCCCCCAGGACCUACGUACCCGUUCCCAAGAGCAACAAGAACCAGAGACGAGUCUCUGCAGACCCGGUGUCCCUCAGCUCCCGGAUGAACGGAUUUGGAUACGAACUGUUCCAGGUUUCAGAGGAGAGAGACGAGGAGGUGGCGGCUUUUUGUCACAUGUUGGACGUGUUGCGUUCAGCGUAUCCAUUCAGCGACAGGUCGAAGAACGCCGGCUUCGUCUGGUCACCGUCAGUCGGGCCUGAUGAGCUGCAUCAGGUCCUCGGGGUCAGCGUAAAGGUCACGGUCAUCAGCGAACACUUCAGAGAACCACUCACCUUCACUUGUGAUGGUUCGUCCACCGUGGACCUGCUCAUCUAUCAGACUCUGUGUUACGCUCAGGACGACCUGGACCACCUGGAUGUGGACGACUACCUGCUGAAGGUCUGCGGACACGACGAAUUCCUCCACAACUCCCAGACUCUGGCAGGUCUGGAGUUUGUGCUGCAGUGUCUGAAGUUUGACUGGGACAUCCGACUGUUCCUCACCAAGCGGUCAGCCAUCAGCACCGAACUCGCCCGCACGAAAGAAGACGAUGAGACGGCGUCCACCAUGAACCACAGCAUCCUCCUGCAGGAGCGUCCAAUCAAACAGACCGUCACCAGGGAGGCUCUGACUCUGUUACUGGACACUUUCCACAAUGAAGCUGAAUCCUUCCUGUUGUCAGAGGUGGAGCUUUCUCUACACGUUGAGCGUCUCGUCCAGUCGGUGAAGGCGCUCUGCAGCUCGUUGGCCGCCGUGGAGACGCCUGAUGUGACCUCUGCCCUCAGCCAGCUCCCAGCAUGCCCCUGUCGUCUGCAGCCCAAAGUGCUCAAGGAUGCAUCAGUGCUGGCCGUCAGAGAGAACAGAGAGAAAGUGGUGGAGAAGCUGACGGCGGCCAUCUUGGAUCUGGUGGAGCUUUACUGCAGUACGUUUAACGCUAACUUCCACACGACGCCGCAGAGCCACUGCUGCACGGCGCCCGUCCAGGAGGCUGGUGUCGUCACCAACGUCCUGUCCUUCAACGUCUAUGCUGCUCACCGCAUCCCCAUCACCUGGGCUGCCAGCUACGAGGGCUUCUUCCUGUCCUGUUCUCUGACUCAUGGAGGGGCGGAGCUCUGUGCACCGCAGCACACCAGCAAACAGUCUGUCAGCAAAUACCUGUUCCACCUGGUGGUCUGGGACCAGAGGGUUUGUUUCCCAGUUCAGAUCAACCAGCUGCCCAGAGAGUCUCAGCUGACAGUGACCCUGUACGCCAGCGCUCUGCCGCCCCCCGGAGGCGCUGAGGAGAAGGGCAAGCAGAGACGCAGCAUCGAGGCCCUGGGCUGGGUCACCAUGCCGCUCUUCAACUUCAGACACGUCCUGACAUGUGGCAGGAAGUUGCUCGGUCUGUGGCCUUCGACCCCCGGCAGUGGAAACGCCCGCUCAAGUUCUCCAAACUUCAGCCAACCGGACAGCGUCAUCCUACAGGUCGACUUCCCCACAUCGUCAUUCGAGGUUCGCUUCAGUACGCCACCGCCUGCAGACUUCUGUCCUCAGUACGACUUCUCCAGACUGGACACCAUCAGUCAGAUCCAGCUGCAGGACGUCCUCCACAAGAAGGCCGCCUUCUGGCUGACGUCUGACGAUAAGCGUCUGCUGUGGGAGAAGAAGGCCUUCUGUCAGGCUGAGGCUGCUGCUCUGCCUCUGGUUUUGUCCAGCGCCCCCUGCUGGCAGUGGGCGUGUCUUCCUGACAUCUACGCUCUGCUGCGCCAGUGGGCGUGUCUGGGGCACCUGGACGCUCUGGGCCUCCUCCACGCCUCUUUCCCGGACCAGGAGCUGAGGAGGACCGCCGUCCAGUGGAUGGACUCCAUCUCAGACCCAGAGCUGCUGGACUUCCUGCCCCAGCUGGUCCAGGCUCUCAAGUACGAGUGUUACCUGGACAGUUCACUGGUUCGCUUCCUGUUACGCAGAGCCAUCGGAGAUGUUCGCAUCGCUCACUACCUGUUCUGGUUGUUGAAGGAUAACCUCCAGGACAGUCAGUUCAGCGCUCGUUAUCAGCAUCUUCUGGCUGCUCUACUUUGCUGCGUCGGUCGUGGCCUCAGAGAAGAGUUCGACCGUCAGUGUUGGCUCGUUUCCAUUCUAGCUGUAGUCGCUCAGAAAGUCCGAGAUGCAACGCUGUCCAACAGACAGUGUGUCCUCAGAGAGGGUCUGGAGGAGAUGAAGCAGUUCUUCUCAGUGAACAGCAGCUGUAGACUCCCUCUGAACCCUGCACUGCUGGUCAGAGGCAUCAACAUCCAGUCAUGUUCCUUCUUCAACUCGAACGCGGUCCCUCUAAAACUGUCCUUCCAAAACCUGGACCCUCUAGGAGAAAACAUCAACGUCAUCUUCAAGUCAGGAGACGACCUGCGGCAGGACAUGCUGACUCUGCAGAUCAUCCGCAUCAUGAACAAAAUCUGGAUCCAGGAGGGUCUGGACAUGAGGAUGGUCAUCUUCAAAUGCUUCUCCACGGGCCGAGGGCGAGGUAUGGUGGAGAUGAUUCCUCAAGCCGACACACUGAGGAAAAUCCAGGUGGAACACGGAGUCACGGGAUCCUUUAAAGACCGACCUCUGGCCGACUGGCUGCAGAAACACAACCCCACAGAUGAGCAGUAUGACAAGGCGGUGGAGAACUUCAUCUACUCGUGCGCUGGAUGCUGCGUCGCCACCUACAUUCUGGGAAUCUGCGACCGACACAACGACAACAUUAUGCUAAAGACCAGCGGUCACAUGUUCCACAUCGACUUCGGCAAAUUCCUGGGACACGCCCAGAUGUUCGGCAACAUUAAACGGGACCGCGCCCCCUUCGUGUUCACCUCGGACAUGGCGUACGUCAUCAACGGAGGAGACAAACCGUCCAGUCGCUUCCAUGACUUCGUAGAUCUGUGCUGUGAGGCCUACAACCUGAUCAGGAAACACGCUCACCUGUUCCUCAACCUGCUGGGCCUGAUGUUGUCCUGUGGGAUCCCUGAACUGUCCGAUCUGGAGGAUCUGAAGUACGUCUAUGAUGCUCUGAGACCCCAUGAGUCUGAAGCCGACGCCACCAUGUACUUCACCAGGUUAAUCGAGUCCAGUCUGGGCAGCGUCGCCACCAAACUCAACUUCUUCAUUCACAAUCUGGCCCAGAUGAAGUUCGCUUCCUCUGAGGAGAGACCCACGCUGUCCUUCGCCCCCAGAGUCCACACGGCUAAGAGCGACGGCCUCAUCCGAAACCUGUACAUCUGCCGCCACAUCCGCACUGCCAGUAAAGGAUAUGCGUUUGUGGUCAAAGUGGAGCGUGAAAACCAGCAGGAGGUGCUGUUGGUCCAGAGGACGUUUGAAGAGUUUCAUGAACUUCACAGUAAACUGAGACUCAUCUUCCCCUCGUCCAAACUGCCCAACUUCCCGAGCCGUUUUGUGAUUGGUCGUUCCCGCGGCGAGGCGACAGCUGACAGGAGGAAAGACGAGCUGAACGGUUACGUCUGGCAUCUGAUCCAUGCUGCACCUGAGGUCGCACAGUGUGACCUCGUCUACACAUUUUUCCACCCAUUGCCAAGAGAUGAGAGACCAGGAACAGCAGCUAGUAAACCAGCCGAGAUCUCCUGGUCUCCAGUUUCAGGGAAGGAGCUCGGCGAGGUCAAACUCUCCAUCUCCUACAAGAACGACAAACUGUUCAUCAUGGUGAUGCACAUAAGAGGACUGCAGCCCCUACAGGAUGGCACAGACCCAGACCCCUAUGUGAAGCUCUAUCUCCUCCCAGACCCUCAAAAAACCAGCAAGAGGAAGACGAAGGCAGCACGACGCACGUGCAACCCUACAUACAACGAGAUGCUGGUUUAUGAGCGGAUCCCCCGGGGGGACCUGAACCAGAGGGUGAUCCACCUGCGGGUUCUGGGUGACGGUGCAUUCUGGGAGAACACUUUGCUGGGAGAGACCUUCAUUCCCUUAAAGAGGCUCAUUCCGGGUCAGCACUGGGUCGACUGGCAUCAGCUGGGCACUGCCCGGGCAGACUCCGCCCACUGACUCCGUCCACUGACCCCUGGGGAAAUGAGAGGAAGACCCUUUCAGAGUAAAAGCUUGCGUUCCAGUCGUCACUCAUCAUGAUGCUCAUGUGGAGGCUUUUGGACGCUGAGGAAGUUCAGGUUUUUAUUUCAGGAUCUGUAGAUAUAAAGUGAAGUGAAGUAUUAUUAGUGAAGCAGUCGAUUGAAAGGGAUUCAUCUGCAAAUAUUUGCACAUCCAUUCAUCCUUUUUGUAAUUAUCCAGGCACAAAAGUCUAAAAUUCUGCAGAUUGAUAAUGUGAGGAUUUGAUAAAAGUAAUAUUUUGGAUUUUGGACUUCAGCAGGUUGAAUCUGGCACUUUUUUCUGCCAUUUUAGAGAAAACUAUUGGUUGAUGAACUGAACCUGUGGAUUAACUGAUGUGCUGUGAUCAGUCACAGCUCCACUGAACUGAUGUGUUCAUAAUGCAGAGAUCAGGGAAUGUUGGUCCUAUCAGUUGAAGCUCAUGUUUAUUGUUUCAUAGUGACGAUAACUGACACUAAUCUGAUGAAAAGACAGAUGUGUUGAACUUUUUCGUCUCUGAGUAGGAUGAGGUGUCGUAUCAGAUCAGGUCUCAGUGAAACACUUCAGUUUGAAGUUUCUAUUUUUUUUUUUUUGUUUUCAGUUUUUUUAGUCCAACAUUCCAUAAGUAGAACAUUAUAAACAUGACUGAACUUAUCUGACAAAAAUAAAAUGCAAUUUUGUGGGACUUUGUAAUAAGGCUACAUUAAUGAACAUUAGUAAAAGCAGUAAUAAGCAUUAACUACCACAAGUUAACUAAUGUGCCUAGUAUUAACUAAUAUUCAUCUUUAAAUGUUGACGUAACAUAUUGAUACGUUAAGAAACAUGAGCGUCUUUAGUAAAUCCACAUGAAUCAUUAAAACUGUCGGCUCAUUCUUAUUACUUUAUUAAUGAGUAUUAGUGUACGCUUAUACAAAGUUUAGUUUUAUUAAUUGAAGUAAUUGAUUUAUAUCAUGUAACUUGAACUGUAAGUUGAACUUAACACAGACUGAAGUGUUUGGUUUUAUUUCUAGUCAGAUGUGGAGUCGGUUGUUUUCACUAUGAAUCUUUUCUGACGGUGAGCUGUGAUUGGUCCGUCCUGUCACGUGAACCAGAUGUUUUCUGAAAGUCACAUGAUCUUCUCCCACUGAUGUGACUGGUUAAAGUUUCAGCUCGUGCAGUGGAUUCACUUCAAGCUAACGAUAUCUACUAACAGUUUGUUCUAACUCCUGUUUUGAUUCUGUAGACGAGGACUGAGUUGAUCCUUUCAUUUUUCACUCUGUUCCAUCCUUCAGAUGAUCAGACUGUUCUUAUCUGACGUUGUAAUGACUCAGACUCUGGAGAGGUUUGAUUUUCUGGUCCAUGAAGCUCAGAAAAAAACAAGAGGAAAUAAGACGUAAUGUUGUUUCUGCAGCUUCGUGUCCUGAGAAUGAAAACAGACUGAAGUUUUAGAGCUGUAGAUCUGAGUCCUAACGCUCAUAGAUGUACACUACAUGACCAAAAGUAUGCGGACAGAUGCACAUAUUGUUCAAGUUUAUUCACAAACGUGCUUCUGCAACAUGAAACAAAAGAAAGCUCUUCUUUUUACAUUUAAGUUUUCAUUUCCAGUUGUUUCAGUCCUUUCAUUUGCUUUGAAGUUUAUUUUCAACAAUUAAGUUUUAUUUAUGUUUCACUCUCUUAAAGUGCUAAUAUGAACUUGUUAAUCAUGUAUCCUGUUUUACUGAAUUGCCUUUUAUUUUCUUGUGAGCGUGGUUCAGAUUUAGUUGGUUUUAGUAAAAAUGAGGCUGCUGUCUUCGCCUCCAAAUAUUCCAACUCAAAAUAAAGCUUCAUAAUUUAUAACUAAAGAAGAUGAAGAACAUCCUCAGCAUUUGAAGAAUAAAACCAACAUCUAACUCUGAAACUAAAAGACUGAAUAUGACCAGUUUCUGAUCGUGUGGCCUUAAUACAGGAUUAGAUCCAAUAAAAUCAUUUCAAUUAUUAUUUUCUAAUGUGUUAAACUCAGCUUUAUUUCAGUGUACAGAUCUUAAAAAAAACAAAACAGAAAACAGACUAGAGAAUAUUAUGUCUAUAACUGUCCAUAUACUUUUGGUCACUUAGCUUAUGUCAAACUGAAUAAAUAUGCACAUUUUCAGAUUUAUUCUUGUGCAAAGCUGCAAGAAAAUCCUGGUGUUUGUGCCUCGGUUUGCCUUUAAGGACGUCGUCUCCUUUUAAUUUUUCCUUUUUCUUUGUGUUCAUCUCUUUAUUUCUUCCUGCUUCUGAAUUGUCUGGGAUUGAUUUUGUACUUUUUGGGAAAGCUCGUAAACUCGCUGCCUCUGGGUUUGUGAGAAUCCAGAAGGCGGUGGAUCCUGAAGGGAACAUGUUGUUGUUUUUGCGCUGUAGAGGAGAUGCACCACACUCGACUUUUACUGUUCAACGCUGCUUCGUAAAUAAGUCGGCGGUUUAUAUCAGAACAUUUAGCUGCAGCUCAGACGCAUCAUAAUCACUUUAUUCAUAUUCAGACAGUAAUAACCGAGUUUGGUCAGAGACUGAAAAUUACAGAAAAUAUAUGCACCAAAUAUCACAUGUUUAUUAAUUAUUUUCCCAUCAGCUUGUCCUUGUUGCUCCAAAACUUUUUCUAUAAUUCUAGGUUUGCUAUUCAUUUACUAAACAGCAGAAAAUCCAUUGUAUUUUGAUUUAUUAAACUUUUUUGCUUAUUUUUUUUAUGUUUUGUCUAUUAGAAUCGGCUUUAAAUCUAUUUAUAAAAUGUUUAAAUUAACAAUAUAAAUUCCUCCAGAUAUCACUCUUUGACAGCUUUAUCCCUGCCCUGAAUAAUGUUUGUAAGAUUACACAACAGCUGUGUGAGAAUAAAUAUUAAUGUAUAAAAGUUCAGCUCAAUAAUAGGAUUAUCUUUGGUUUGUCGACUUAAGCGGUGGUGAGAAAAAACAGUAAUUUGGACAAACUUGAUUGAAACAUGUAGCAGCAAAAUAAAACUAACACUGAUCUAAAUUUUCUUCUUUUAUUAAUGAUCUGCCUCAGAGAUUAAAUGUGCUAAAUCACACAUACUUUAAUAAGAUCAUUGAAAACAAAUGACCAAAGUGCUGUUAAUCUGUUUUCAAUGUAUAUGAUAGUGUUAUUCCACAUGUAUAUUGGUUUAUGUUCAUUUAUCCAAUAGAUUUAUAAAUGUUAAAGAACCUGUAAAGUGAAUGUAUUGUAACGUACAGACAGUGUUUUGCUCUGAGUUAAACAUUCCUUUAGAUCAAAACCCGUUCUCUUGUUAAUUCUCACAAUUUCACAUUCUGACCCAAGUCUGUGUCUCGGAUACUACAGCCAACCAGCAUUUGGACUGAAGCUUUGAUUUAGUAAUGACUCAAACUUAAUUCCUGAGUUUUUUUACUUGUACACCAGUUAAUCGUUCAUCUCUAAAUUUCAGUAAAACUAGAAUAGAAAGAGAAAUGGAAUAAAAUUAAAGCUAUAAGUAGUGAUGGUCAGGCACUCUCACUUUAGCACAACAAUGACUGAAAACAAAAUAGGGAAAAAUUGUAUAUUUAAUCCAAAAUAAUAGAUUUCCUGGUGGUUUUAGGUUUUGGCUCCUGGAGGCUUUGUAGAACAUCUAGACCUCAUGGAUUUGCACCUGAUUUUAUAUGUCCAGGUCAAACCACCGUGGUACCUAAAUUCAUUCAAUAUUAUGAUGGUAAAGUUAAAGGAAAUGACAAAAUUUGUAAAAACUAAGUAUUUGGAUAAAAAUAGUGGCAUUCCUGUUGAGUUUAGGUUACAUAAUUUAGUACAUCUUGGUCAAAUCUGAUACCUUGAAUGAAUUUAUUACAUUUAUUAUACAUCGUUAUUGAAUCCAACAUCAAUAUAAUACAACAUUCAUAGUUUCUGAUGCAUUUGAUACAAGUUUUAUGAGUUUGCCAAUGUACUUAGACCCAAAAAAUGUAAUCCACUACACACUCUACAUAACCUAACGACCACAAAAAAAGAAUAAUUAUGCAAUUUUAGGCAUAAAAUCAUUAUCCAAACAGUUUUAUCUCAGCUCAUGUAAGUCUUUAAAUGAUGCCAAAUGACCCUAACCUGAACCUCAGUAAAACCUCAGUGAGUCUGAGCUGCAGCUUCACUCUUCAUUUGUUCGUUAAUGUUAUGGACAGACGGCAUCGAGCAGUAAAAGCGGUGAGUUUGACCUCUGACCUCUGAGACACACUGAAACAACAGGGACAGAAUGUAAGUUCAAAGUGAACUGAUCUUUAUGUACUGUACAUAAACCAUACUGAAGUCAGUGAAAUGUGAGUAGGUUUGUCGUAGUCUGACUCCGUCUGAUUAGAAUCACAUAAAAACAGGCUACGUUCAGUGUAACUUUAAUUUUCAAACAUGUUUUGUAAUAUUUGCACUACAAAAUAAACUUGAAUUU